This is a messenger RNA of Lycium barbarum (goji berry), 625 nucleotides long. Its product is annotated as probable small nuclear ribonucleoprotein F. The transcript is spliced from 5 exons. The record is from RefSeq and is a predicted model, not a curated record. NCBI's taxonomy places the organism in Eukaryota, Viridiplantae, Streptophyta, Magnoliopsida, Solanales, Solanaceae. Gene Ontology annotation, molecular function: RNA binding. The coding region runs from base 141 to 407 and encodes 88 amino acids. Gene Ontology annotation, biological process: mRNA splicing, via spliceosome; spliceosomal snRNP assembly. Gene Ontology annotation, cellular component: catalytic step 2 spliceosome; U1 snRNP.
CCAGGCCCAUUAAAUCUCAUAAGCCCAAUUGCCUCCUUAGUGAUGUCGUAGCAGCAAUUAGAACAAACAAAGGCCAAAUUUUAGUUGCUUUUUUGUUCUCUCGCAUUCUUGAGAAACCCUAAAACCUUCAAAAAGCUUCAAUGGCGACCGUACCAGUUAAUCCAAAGCCUUUUCUGAACAAUUUGACUGGAAAGCCUGUGAUGGUAAAGCUAAAGUGGGGAAUGGAGUACAAAGGGUAUCUGGUCUCUGUGGAUUCAUACAUGAACUUGCAGCUUGCAAAUGCAGAAGAAUACAUUGAUGGAGUAAGCUCCGGCUCUCUCGGAGAGAUCCUGAUUAGAUGUAAUAAUGUCCUGUAUCUCCGUGGUGUACCUGAGGAUGAAGAACUAGAAGAUGCUGACCGCGACUAGAAACUGUGUUGUAUUAUUAGCGUCAUGGUUCUGCCAUUGCAAUCAAAUUUAUGGUACAUGGAUCAUGAUUGGAAUGACAUAGUCGUCUCCUUGAAUGUAGUAUCGAUUAUGUGUUGCUGCUAUUGAAUAUAUAUUCUGAUGGAUAAUUGGGGAUGUUAUGGGUUACCUACCUUAAUGAUUUACCGGAGCAAAAUGGACUAGCUAUGACUAGAAAGCUA